AUGUCACCAACCCGGUUUGAGCAUUUGUUGUCACUGAUUGCUCCAAUUAUUACGAAAUGUUCAUUGCGCGGGGAGGCAAUUAGUCCGUCUGAAAUACUUUGUUUAACAUUACGCUAUCUAGUGACUGGUGAUUCUCAAGUAUCCAUUACAUGUAGUUACCGCGUAAGUCCAGAAACCUGCGAAGCUCUUUGGACGAUGUUAUUGAGAGAAGGCUACUUGAAAUGUCCUACAACGAGUGCAAUUGAUGGUAAACACGUUAUGAUGCGAGCACCUGCAUCAUCUGGCUCUACCUUUUUUAAUUAUAAAAAAGCAUCCGAGCAUAUUUCUGUUAGCUGUAUGUAA
Hydractinia symbiolongicarpus is the source of this 342-nucleotide messenger RNA. RefSeq lists its product as uncharacterized. NCBI's taxonomy places the organism in Eukaryota, Metazoa, Cnidaria, Hydrozoa, Anthoathecata, Hydractiniidae. The coding region runs from base 1 to 342 and encodes 113 amino acids. The transcript is spliced from 2 exons. The record is from RefSeq and is a predicted model, not a curated record.